Rhododendron vialii is the source of this 1485-nucleotide messenger RNA. RefSeq lists its product as uncharacterized. Bases 1 to 1485 code for a protein of 494 amino acids. NCBI's taxonomy places the organism in Eukaryota, Viridiplantae, Streptophyta, Magnoliopsida, Ericales, Ericaceae. The record is from RefSeq and is a predicted model, not a curated record. The transcript has 2 exons.
AUGGAGGGUCACCUCGGUAACCUCAUCGACCACGAAAAGACUUGGGCUGCGCAGCGCGUAGAAAGCAACACCGAAGAAGAAGUUCAAAAGAUCCAUGUUAUCCACGGCCCUCUCAAUUCUGAAGCCGUUCGUGUCCUGCGUGCCGAAUUAAAUGACGCAGCAUCUUCCAAGUGCAUCAUGUUGGUUGGUCCCGAGCUCAAACGCUCAAAAACAGAUGACGGUUCCAAGUGGACCAUCACCUUUACCGAAAAAGACCUCAACCGCAUCCAGCUCCCUCAUAACGAUGCCUUCGUGAUCACGCUGCGUAUCGGAACCUUUAACGUCCGACGCAUCCUCGUUGAUCAAGUUCCCCUCAUCGGGUUCAGCGGAGCUCUGGUAUGGCCCCUUGGUAUGAUCACUCUCCCAGUUCGUGCCGGUUUAGUGGUCCUCGACAUGGAAUUUGUGGUGGUCGAUGUUCCUAGCCCAUACAACGCAAUCGUCAGGCAUACCUGGCUACAUAAGCUAAAGGCCAUCACCUCCACUUAUCACCAGGUGGUCCGUUUCAUCGGCGCCAAUGGGCGCCAGGAAGACGUAUACGGAGAUCAAACCGCGGCCAAAAGAUGUUAUGUCAACGCGGUCCGAAGCAGUAAGCAGACCUCCAGGGUCAACCUCAUCGAAGUCCCCGAGGCCCCAGUCCUGGAAGACGUCAGCAGGCCGGCCGACGAAAAAGCUGAAGAAGAUCUUAUCACCUUCCUGAUUACCGAAGACAGCUCUCGUUUCUUUCUCAUCGGCUCCUCACUUUGCGAAACCGAUCGGAACGAGACGUUCGAUUUCCUUCAAAGGAACAUCAAAGUAUUCGCGUGGACCCCGUACGAAAUGCCCGGGAUCGACCCCUCAUUUAUCUGCCAUGAGCUCAACAUCGACUGGGCUAAACAUCCCAUUGUGCAAAAAGCACGGCGAUCCUCCCCGAUCCAUUCCGAAGCUGUCAUAAACGAAGUCAACCGGCUCUUAAAUGCAAAGGCCAUCCGAGAAGUACAAUACCCUAGGUGGUUGGCCAACACCGUGGUGGUCAAAAAGAAGAACGGUAAAUGGCGAGUCUGUGUUGAUUACUCCAAUCUCAAUGACGCCUGCCCGAAAGAUUUCUUCCCCCUUCCACGGAUUGACCAGCUCGUGGACGCAACGGCCAGCCAUGCCCGACUUAGUUUUAUGGAUGCCUAUCGGGGCUACCAUCAGAUUGCCAUGAGCGAAGGAGACGUUGACAAUGCGGCUUUCAUUACCCCUCAUGGCAUUUUCGGAUAUUUAGUUAUGCCCUUCGGCCUGAAAAACGUUGGAGCCACCUUUCAGCGAAUGAUAACCAAGAUGUUCGAACGCCUACUCGGUGACACCAUGAUGGCUUACAUUGACGACAUGGUAGUCAAAAGCAUGGUUGCAAGUGACCACCUAGCCCACCUUGCCGAAGCCUUCGAAAUUCUCAAAAAGCAUAAGCUCUGCCUUAAUGCCGAGUAA